AUGGACGGCGGCGAAGUACUCGUGGCUCAAGCCGAGACGGGCUGCGGCCACACCCUCGAGGUGGCCGCCGCCGACUCUGUCAUCGGUCUCAAGACGGUCCUCUCCGAGGUAACCGGCCUGGACGUCGGCUGCCAGAUCCUGCUGCUCGAGGGGGAGCGGCUGGAGAACGACGCUUCGCUCGGCGAGUACGGCCUGCCGGCCUCAAGCGGCGCCCGCUCCCGCCCGGUCUUCCUCUUCAACCGCCGCUCGCUCAACCGCUCCGCGCCGCUGCCCGACCCGCCCGGUCUGGCUCCGGCCGAGGCGCUCGUCCCGGAGGGCCUGCCCGAGGAGCUGCUGAGCGAGCGCUACGCCCAGUUCCAGGCCUCGUAUGAGGAGACGACGGCGCUGCAGCAGCAGCUCGUCGCGUCGUUCGACGCCGACCUCGCCGCCCUGCGGGGCGCGCCGCUCGACGACGCGAUCGCGGAGCUGGAGGGGUGGGGGGCGGGUGUGAGCCUGCUGCACUGCUGCGGCGAGGAGCGGCUCCGCUCGUGGCUCUCCGAGUGCCAGCACAACGCCGACCACCUCACCGCCAAGGCGGCUCAGUUUGCGCUCCAGUGGUCCGAACUCUGGCGUGAGCUGCAGGCGGGGAUCGCCCUCGAGGAGGAGGCGCCCGAGACGCACGCGCCGCCCUCCUCGGCGGAGCUGCGGCUGCGCACCACCUCCACGCUGCUGCAGCAGGGCGACUCCGUCCUCACCGAGCUCAGCCGCGACGCACUUCGCGUCUCCCGCCUCGUCGACGAGCAGACGCAGGUUGCGCCGGACGGGUCCCCUCUCCCCGCAGGGUCCCCGCUCCCGCCAGCCUCGCGCAGCAUGGCCGGCUCCUCCACCGCGGUCGGCUCCUUCGCUGCGGCGGGACCGGCCACGCCCGCCGGGGCCACUGACGGCGCGAGCGGCGCACCGCCCGACGCGGGCCGAGGCAGCGCCGCCGCCGCGCCGAGCGGAGUACGCGCGGGCAGCUCCGAGGCACUGGCUGGCUCCGAGGCGGUCGUUGUGGAGGCGCCCGCGGCGGACGCCGGCCACGCCCACCCGCCGCCCUCGACAAGCGCGAUCGCCGACGCUGCGCCUUCGCCGGACGCGUCUCUCGAGCGCAGCCCUCCUGCAGUCUGCCCCGAGCCCGCCGCCGGCUCGAUUGCGGUGGCGUCGGUCGCCGCCGCCGCCGUGGCGUCGGCUCGCGCUCUCGCGGCGCAGCAGCUGGCGCUCGCCGAUGACGGCGCCGAGGGAGCCUCGCCUGAGGCCCGCGCGUCCGGCAGCGGCGGCGAGGAGGGGGCGGUUGCGGAGGCGGCGCCCGAGGGGAUCGCGCGGUCGACCUCGGACGAGGGUGCGAGCCGCGCGCGCGACGAGGGGCGCCUGCCGAUCCAGCGCUCCCUCUCGGCGCAGUCCGCUCUCAACCGCGCCGGGCGGAGGAGGCGGGCCCGCGCCGACGGGCAAGGCGCCUUCCCCGCGCUCGCGUCGACGCCGCUCGCGGCGCUCGACCUGUCCGGCCGCUUCUACAACAGGGACGUCAGCGGCGAGCGCGACGUCGCCUACGCGGCCGCCGCCCUCGACGCGCUCGGCACUCCGAUGGAGGGGCUGCCGAUUGCCGCCGCCUCGCAGCUGCAGCGGCGCGUCACCGCGCAGGAGAGCGUCGCCGCGUCCCUUCGCCGGCGCGAGCAACUCUCAGACGGAGGCACGCCGGUGACCCUCGCCCUCACGGUGAGCGGCGGCGGCGUGGCGGAGGACCCCCCGACGGCGCAGCUGGCGUGCCGGCGGGUGCUCUCCUCCGAGCUCGAGGAGCUCGAGGCGUCGCACGAGGCGGGCGACUCGUACUGUGUCGUCCACGCGGAGAUGGUGCUGCCCCACCGGUGGGUCGUCAUGUGA
Emiliania huxleyi CCMP1516 is the source of this 1896-nucleotide messenger RNA. RefSeq lists its product as hypothetical. Gene Ontology annotation, cellular component: Atg1/ULK1 kinase complex; extrinsic component of membrane; phagophore assembly site membrane. The transcript is spliced from 9 exons. The record is from RefSeq and is a predicted model, not a curated record. Gene Ontology annotation, biological process: piecemeal microautophagy of the nucleus; autophagosome assembly; positive regulation of protein phosphorylation. NCBI's taxonomy places the organism in Eukaryota, Haptophyta, Isochrysidales, Noelaerhabdaceae. Gene Ontology annotation, molecular function: protein kinase binding; molecular adaptor activity. Bases 1 to 1896 code for a protein of 631 amino acids.